CCGGCAAUAAAUCCCGACGGGCCGCCGUCAGGUGCCGGCUGAGGGUUGUCAGUGCGCCAGGUGGGGCCCGGACCGUCGGCGCGCCAGGAGAGCUAUGCCAUUUUUGGGCCAGGACUGGAGAUCUCCUGGAUGGAGCUGGAUUAAAACAGAGGACGGCUGGAAAAGAUGUGAACCCUGGAGUAAGGGACUUGAAGGAGAGAAUAACCGGUGUGGCGCCAGCCACGGCACUAUCUUAAAUAGUGAAGAUGAAGAAAUAUUCAAUAAUGAAGAGCAUGAAUAUGCAUCCAAAAAAAGGAAAAAGGACCAUUUUAGAAAUGACAGAAAUACUCAGUGUUUUUAUCGUGAAAAAUGGAUCUAUGUCCAUAAAGAAAGCACAAGAGAAACCUGUGUCCACAUUCUAAGAGGUGAAAGCAUAAGAGGGUCGUUGAGACAGUGUUUCGUGUGUGUGGUGUAUGUCAAUGCCCCGUACGAAUCUGAAUCAGCAGAGGGCUGUUUCAGAAGAAGUGUGGACCCCCAGAGGCACGGCUACUGCACUUUGGGAGAAGCUUUUAACCGCUUAGACUUCUUCAGUGCGGUCCAGGACGCCCGGAGGUUCACUUACGUGGCCAGACUGUUGCAGCUGAUCGCAAAGUCCCAGCUGACCUCGCUGAGCGGUGUGGCCCAGAAGAACUACUUCAACGUUCUGGAUAAAAUCGUUCAGAAAGUUCUCGAUGACCACCAAAACCCUCGCCUAAUCAAAGAUCUUCUCCAAGACCUAAGCUCUACCCUUUGCAUUCUGAUUAGAGGAGUGGGGAAGUCCGUUCUGGUGGGAAAUAUCAACAUUUGGGUUUGCCGGUUAGAAACUAUUCUCAACUGGCAACAGCAGCUACAGAAUCUUCAGAUGACUGAGGUAUGCAUUUCUUCGCCUACAAUUUCAUCAAGAAAAAUGUUGACCCUGUUGACUAAACAGGUGGACAGCGGCCUGACGCUCAGCGACCUUCCUGUGCACAUGCUCAGCAACAUCCUGUACAGGUUCUCGGAUGGGUGGGACAUCGUCACUCUGGGUCAGGUGACCCCGACGCUGUCCGCGCUUAGCGAGGACCGGCGGCUGUGGAAGAAGCUCUGCCAGUACCACUUCGGCGAGAAGCAGUUUUGUAGACACUUGAUCCUUUCAGAAAAAGGUCAUAUCGAAUGGAAGUUGAUGUAUUUUGCGCUUCAGAAGCAUUACCCCACUAAGGAACAGUACGGAGACACGCUGCACUUUUGUCGGCACUGCAGCAUCCUCUUUUGGAAGAUUAUAUCCGUGGUAAUGUGGCUCUUUUUUAACUAUAACCCGUGGUUGUGGGGUGAGAGUCCCUGUGUCAACAGAGCUUUACCUCCUGUGCUGCAGGCGAGCAGGUCCUGCUGUCCCCACUCAUGACCAGCAGGAGGUCACGUUAUUGGUAAUUUGUUGUUUUGUAUUCUAGUGUAGCUUUUCCCACACGAUUAAAAAGAAGCAACGUGUUAACGUGGCUGCAGUGGCUGUUCUGUGGAACCUUGUUCCUCUGGGGCAGGGGCACCUCGCGCUCAUUCUCGCCGGUGCGCUGGCUGCAUUCCGCGGGUACGCGGGCGAAUCAGUCAGCGGGAUGACAGUACAUGGAGCGGAGCCCUUAUUGUGCGCCCUUGGUCCCAGUCACAGGGAUAGAAACGCACACCCGGGCAGGUGCCCGUGGAAAACACGUGAGGAGGCGUCUUCACGGCUGAGUCAGAGCAGAUGAGACCGUCUGGUUGCUGCUCUGAACUGACGCUCCUCCCCAGGGUUUUCUGUUCUCCUGAGCAGACCACUUUAUUCCAGAGAGAGACUGGGAGCGGUGGCGUUUCCUCCUGGGGCGGAAGUCUCUGCCCUUGCACGUGACGGGCGUUUCUCUAAGAAUGCCGUUGCAGAGUGUGGGAGCCCUGUCUCUGAAGUAGUGAACAGAGAAGCACCCUCCUUAGUCUCCCUGUUGUUGGUGUAAGAACGUGCUGCUGAGGCAUGGAGAAGCACGGAAGUUCUGGAUUUUUUAAAAUUGAGAGGUGAUUUUUUUAGGUCUCCAGAAGAAUUGGCCUGCAGAUUCUUUUGUUUAUGAAAAUUCAGAACAAGUGUCUCCUGCUGGUCUUUUGGCUCUGCAAUGUUCAGUCUUGCCUUCAAGGCUGAGCACCUCGAUGUCCAUGCGGCCUCAGGCCUCAGGGCCUGGCUCGGUCCACCCAUGGAGUCACAUUGCAGCUUUUUCUCCUAGAGGCCAUUCCAACUUUAUUCUGAAUCUGUGGGUGGAAAUUAAAAAAAAAAAAAAAAAAGGUGAGUCUCUGGAAUUUCUGGUGGAAA
This is a messenger RNA of Physeter macrocephalus (sperm whale), 2320 nucleotides long. RefSeq names its product F-box protein 25 (gene FBXO25). Gene Ontology annotation, molecular function: protein binding. The record is from RefSeq and is a predicted model, not a curated record. The coding region runs from base 95 to 1399 and encodes 434 amino acids. NCBI's taxonomy places the organism in Eukaryota, Metazoa, Chordata, Mammalia, Artiodactyla, Physeteridae. The transcript has 12 exons. Gene Ontology annotation, cellular component: SCF ubiquitin ligase complex; nucleus; cytoplasm. Gene Ontology annotation, biological process: protein ubiquitination.